Messenger RNA from Asparagus officinalis (garden asparagus), 864 nucleotides. RefSeq lists its product as uncharacterized. NCBI's taxonomy places the organism in Eukaryota, Viridiplantae, Streptophyta, Magnoliopsida, Asparagales, Asparagaceae. The record is from RefSeq and is a predicted model, not a curated record. Bases 1 to 864 code for a protein of 287 amino acids. The transcript has 5 exons.
AUGUAUGCCGGAUGGGAUGAAUUUGAACCAAGCGAUUCAGAUAGCGAUGAGGAAGGAGCAAAGUUUGCUCUUCAUGACCAUAACAUUUGCUUUAUGGCCGAUGAAGAUGAGGCUGAGAGGUCUGAGAAGAAGAGGAGGAGACCGAGGAAGGUGGGCAACCAAGGCCCCUCUGAAAGUGCUGAAGCUUUGAGAGAGAAGGUUGGAGUUAUGAUGAAGAUGGAAACAUCGUCUUCUACACAGAGGGGUGUGAACCUGAGGAGUUAUUUAGUUCGAGGAGCUUUGGUGGAGCAAAAGGUAUUCGCGUGCUUAGAGGAUAUCUGGGAGAUCUACUUCAAGCUCCCAGAGAAACUAGAAGCUGAGAAGAAGCUACAAGAAGACCUCGAUCACCUAAAGCACGAGCUUCAUAUGCGAGAUGACACUAUAAGGUAUCUGAAGGAAGAGAUCAAGGUUGAGAGGCAGAAGAGUGCUAAUGCUUUUGAGCAGGCUCGUCUGGCUUGUUUAAAUGUUAAGGCCCUACAAAACCGGUUAGAGGAGGAGGAGCUCACUCAUGAGAAGUUGAGCCUUGAUAAGAAGUUGACGAACCAAGAGAUGAACUACAAAAUUCUUUGUUCUUUGACGCCGGUGUGGGAGCCUAAAGUUACGAUCACCAAGGAAGCUCAUGAUCUUACAACACUUACUCUUGAUGGUCUCAUUGGCAAGCCUAAGGUCCAUGAGAAAAAGAUCAAGGAGAAGGAGGAAGUAACCGAGGAGCCAUCUCAAAAAUUAAAGACUAUUGCGCUCAAAGGAGCAAUUGAUGACUCAUCCUCCUCGGAUAGUAAAGUCGAUGUCUCUAGAGAAGUGGCACACCUCUCUAGAAGGAUAUAA